CGCCGACGGCAAGACGCCGUGAUUUGACAGGUCAUGGGGGCCUGUUUCGGCCGAUGUUUUGCCAAAGUCUCCGACUCGUUAUCCUACAGGUUGUAUCGCAGGCAUACCAGCAUGUCCUGCCAAGGAGACGAACAAGUUGAGUUUAUAGAUGGAGAAGAAGAUAGAGAACAACCUAAAGGAUCAAAAACUCUGUUAUCGUUUCUCUCCUUAAAGCAAUUUAAGAAAAAACAUGGAGUUCCUGUGACUUUAGAGUUAUUAGACGAAGGGGGAUGGCAAAGAGGUUCCAACAAAUAUGCCAGAUUAAAUUCUAGAAAUGAUCCUUCAACAAGUUCCGGUUUAGACACCCCAUUACAAAUACUUGAUGUUCGAAAUUUGAUGAAACAACAAACUUGUGUUUCUUCGACACCUGGUUCUUCGUUAGAUCUUGAAUGGGAACACGAAGGAUUGCCACUGCCAGUCAUGGAUAAUGAUAAAAUUAGUACCGAUGAAUCACAAACUUCAAUUAAUAAUAGUCAACCUUCUAGUUUGACAGCAUCUCCCUGGUCUAGAGUAUCAACACCAAACAGUUUAGAAUGGGAUCCUGUAGAAGCUGAUAUGGUAUGUGUUGAUAUGGAGACUGAACAGCUUUUGACUGAAAUAGAACGAUUAACGGAUAGGGCUUUAAAAGAAACUGGAGAAUGGACUAAUGAUAGCUGAUAAAAGAUUCAUUUGUAUUUAAGAGGAUUGUUUGUAUUUUUCUAUUAUAUAAAAUAUACAACACAUGGGGGAGGGGGGAGGGG
Messenger RNA from Polistes dominula (European paper wasp), 779 nucleotides. RefSeq lists its product as uncharacterized. NCBI's taxonomy places the organism in Eukaryota, Metazoa, Arthropoda, Insecta, Hymenoptera, Vespidae. The record is from RefSeq and is a predicted model, not a curated record.